This is a messenger RNA of Xyrichtys novacula (pearly razorfish), 12697 nucleotides long. The record is from the annotation of a GenBank genome assembly. Lineage: Eukaryota; Metazoa; Chordata; Actinopteri; Labriformes; Labridae.
CUCUCUCUCUCUCUCUCUCUCUCUCUCUCUCUCUCUCUCUCUCUCUCUCUCCCCAAACCCUCAUGUACCUCUAGGUGGCGGUCUGUACCCUGAAAUUCGUUGCCUACACCGCCUGCAGAAAAAGAAGAGAAAGUGAAAGAGCAGAGGUGUUGUUGUGUCAGACUGUUGAACCUCUCGCAGUGAAGAUUUGAGGAUGGUGUUUACGGCUCUCAGUCCAGUUGAUGCUCAUGUUUUCGGUCUUUACAGAGCUGUCAGAUGGAUUGGUGUCCCUCUUUACUUCUCUCUGUUUGUCUUCUGAUCAUCUACACCUUCGGAGCUGUGCGCGCCUCCAACAGCGGUAAGCCCAGAUAAUAAUAUCGAUUUAACCAUUGAUUUUGUGUCAUUUCAAUAUUUACAAAACAACAGUUAGGUAUGCGGUAUGUCUUCCUUUUUUGUCACUUUUUGGUUUAAUGUAAAAGGAUUAUUCUUACUUUUAUUUAGUCGACUUUUCUCCCAACUUAAAUUAAACCUAAAUCACUCUAAAAACUGGCUUAUAACUUUGUUAAAAGGGUCAUUUACUUGUCUUUUCACGUAUUAAUUGGUGGGUUUUGUCACAAUAAACCUGGGUGGGGGUUAUAAAGUCAGUUCCAAUACUGCCGGCAUUGAGUUGUUAAUGAUUAAUCUGGUGACUUUAAUUCAAACUGCCAUUCAGAGUUCAGGUCAGUAAACUCAACCACCUUAAAGAGAUUUUCAUCACUGAAAGCCUUUACAAGAUAAGAAUAACUCUGACAUAACCUGCAUUUUUUCCUCCCACAAGCAUAUAAUAGGGGACAGUGGGUUAAGUUGAGCCACCCCAUGUUGCUUGGAAAUGGUCAAAGAAAUUGAUCAUGUGACCAAAUAUUUAGGACAGUGGCUUUCAACUGGUCUCACUCUGGGACCCACUUUUUUAAUAUGGACAUAUGUCACCAGGUUCAUUCAACAGUGUGACCUGCUGAUUAUGUCCAUUUAUAAUUGUGUAUGCUUUUUUUUUUUUUGGAAUUUUUUUAGCCCCUACUCAUUAGUGAAAAAAUCUCUGUGAUGACAAAAACCUUUGCAGAUUCCACAUUUUUUAGAAAUUAGGCACAGCCAUAAUGUUGUCGGUAUCUGGAUGACUUUUUCUGUUGUUGUCGUUCACUGUCAUUGUAAGUGUGUGUAGUUCAAAAUACACAAAAUGAACUUUGGAUCAUUGUUAUUAGAUGUAUAUUUUGAUGAUAGAUGUGCCCUUUUGUACUAGAUAUGGAGAAUUGCUCAUUAAAUAUGUUUGUUUUUAACUUACAAUGUAAAAUAUUUUAAAAUACUGAUUUAUUUAUAACCGAUUCACUAUAUUAUGGAUUUCUCUUAUGGAAAUGCGGGUGUUACUUUAGAUUGAUGUCACACAAAGUGUUUUGUUGUUUAUUUGCUGUCUCUUUGGUUAAAUUACCCGAUGAUGAUUUUGUCCCUUUGUGUUUACAUCAUGAAGGAACGACCACUCCCUAUUUAAGAUGGCUUCUCUUGAGCAAAAAACUGUUUGCCUGAUGAAGGUCUAGUACUGAAACGUUGCAAAUAAAUGAUUGAUUGCAAGUUGGACAGUGCGCGGGAAUCCCUUUGCGACCCACUUUUAUAGAAGUUAAACCAAGCAAAUUUAUUUCUUAUUAAAAAAAACCUUUAAAGACUUAAUCUUUGACAGAAAUACACCUGUUUUAUUGAGUAAAGUGCAUUUCAGAGCACAUGAAGUGAGGACGACACCUACUAAAGUUGCAUAUACAGAGAAAUGAAAGCAAAAUUAAAAAUUUGACUUAUUUGCAUCUCGACAUUUAGAGCAUAUUCAGAAGAACCUGAGGAGGACCACGCAACAGCAAGGACAAAAGUGAAUAAAUAUUGAAUUGCACAAAAUAAAGACCAUAAAAAAACAUGUAAACAUGCUGUAUUAUCAAGACAGUUCUGUUUACACUCAUUCUGUUGCACAACAGCCUGAAAUAUACACUAGUUAGAGACAAAACUAUGAUUGCCUUGAUGUAAUGAUCUGUCAUAUGAAAAAUGGCUCAUCUUACCCCACUCUCCCCUAUUUACUCAGUAUAGAAACUGAAAGGGUUGGCACCAGCAUUGAUUUUCCAUCUAAUACUUUGUUUCUCUUUCAGUUCAAAUCAGCUGUCCAUGCCCGGAAAUACCCCCAAGACCUUUGACUGAGCUUCCGCCUGAGACCUGCUUCCAAAAAGACGCCACAUUUCGCUAUAUGUGUAUCCAAGGUUAUGUGAGGAAGGUGGGAACCUCAAAUCUCAUCAAAUGCAGGGGAACUGAUGGUGUUCCGCAGGGUACCUGGUCGUCUCCCUCCCUCCAGUGUAUACGUAAGAUUUAUUUACUCUUGUGUUCUUACUUCACUUAAAACAUCCACACUAGUUUUUCAAAGAAUAGAGUCAGAUACUAUUUGGUUUAGAGUUAAAGCUCCUGUGAGGAACUUUCAGUUUGCCUAAAUUUUGGCGCCCCCUGUGGACAAAGCAGUCUUUGCGUGUUUGGUCCACUACAUGUUUAAAUAAUGUCCUAUGACAAAAUAUCUCAUCCUGGAUAUUCUAAAAACACGUCUGUUUCUGACAUCUACCUUUUCUCACUGGUUUUAGGCAUCAAAAUCUUUAAUAUAUAUUUUUUAUCUUCGCUCGUGGUGGUUUUGCUAGAUUUUGUUUGGCAUAAAAACGCAUUAAAUUAUAACUCGGAAUUUCUGUCUGUUUCAUAAACAACAUAAAAACUCAACAAAGGAGCUUUAAGUCAACUUAAUUUCACUUAUAACUUCUCAAAGAUCUUCAUGUCAGUGUUUGUUUUAAAAUGUGAACCUUUUUUUUUUUAUAUGAAAUGUUUAGAAAAACCGAUUAAAUUUCUUUGGGUUUCUGAAGAUUCUUGCUGACAGCGCAUUAAAAUCCAUUAUUUUAAGUGUGUUUAUCUGCACAGUUAGUACUUAAAUUUCUGCGUCAAUGUGGCAUGGCGGUGAGAUAAUCAGCCUGUGGCUUUGCUGAAGUGUUAUUGAAUGUCAGGUCGCUUUUGAUAGUCUUCAGCUGGUCUGCAUCUUUCUUCCCAUCUUCCCCUUUACAAAUAUCCCACUGAUUGUCGUUGAGUUCAGGUCAGGUGGACUGGUUGGCCAAUCAAGCUCAGUAAUAAACCAGCAAACCAUCUAGUGGUAGUUUUGGUGCCAUGGGCAGGUGCUAAGUCCUUCUGAACAAGCGAAUUGCCAUCUCUAUAAAGCUCUUCAGCAGGCAAACUCAUGAACAGCUCUAUAAUCUCCUCGUAAAAAGCUGUGUACACUUGAGACAGGGUACCUUGAGUGAUCACAGACUGUGGAAACUUUACACUUGGAUGCUGUGCCUCAAAACGCUCCCUUGAUUUCCAUGGAAGAAGAAGUGGCUUGCUUUCCUCUGAAAACAGGACUUUGGACAUCUCUUUUUCCCUUCGGUCUGGGUGAGACUUUUUUGGCGCUGUCUGUGGUUCAGGAAUGUUAUGACAGUGGUCGCUCCUUACUUGAGAAUGUCUGUUUGUGUUGGCUCUUGAUGCACCACUGAUGCCGGCCUCACUCACCUCUUGGUGAAGCUCCUUGUGAAGUUCUUGAAUCGGUGUCAUCUUACUUCUAACUUCGAUGCAGGAAAUUUCUGGUACACGGCUUGACACAAACUUUUUUCACAUGUGCUCCUAAGUUCAAAAAGUAAGGAGCACACAAAGAACUUUAGGGGCACAAUGAAAAUUCAUCAAAUAAUGUGUGUCUUAGGUUGCUUUCACACCUGACCAAGCACCGAACUUUCCGAGCAGCAUCACGUGGUUGAAAGGGGCGCUCGUUGGUUGGACAAAUAGGAGGAGUAUGUAACCUCAUAGAUUACAAACAGGGGUGGACGAGCUGUCUUGUAUCGUGCUUCGUCACAUUAUUUCAUGGAAUGCUAUAACGUUAGUGAACGCAACAGUUCCUAUAAUGCUAUCGUAGCUUGUCAGGGAUUGAUCCUGUUAUUUUUCUAACUUUGACGAUCUAACACGUGAAACAUAUGAGCUCAGAGUUUAAGGACUGUGACUGUUGGUAGUUGUGAUUUGAUUUUGUUUAAAUAUGCCAAAUUGUGAAUUUAUGGGUUAUUGUUGUUCAGACAAUUGAGCUAAGCUAGCUAGCAACUGUCUGUGGUCAGUUACUCCCUCUACCCAAGAUGCACUGCGUAUAGCGUCAUUACGUACAUUUGGUCCCGUGUUUGGUCCGGUGAGCUUUCAAACUGCAUACGAACCGAACCAGGGUUCACUUGCAAGCGAACCGAGACCCACGUUUUCAGGCGGACCAGAGUUCGCUUGUUUGGUCGGCACCAGAGUUCGGAUGAGCUUUCACACCUGCCCAAACGAAGCGGACUAUCCGAGGAAACGAACUCUGGUCCGUUUAAAGCGGAUCAAAUAGCUCUGGUGUGAAAGCGACCUUAUUGUCCGACCUUAGUACUAUUAUUUGAAAUCAAUUGAAGGUCUUUUGGUCACAUGACAUGAAAGUUAUUGAAGAAAAUGUUCAAAAUUUGCUUUUAAAUUUAACACAAAACAUUUUUAAAGGACAUAUUAUUUACAUCUAUUUUUCAUCGCUAAUGCGAGUGAAACAGUCACACCGUCGAGCCCUGUAGUAAUAUUUUGUCUCGGUUAUUUUUCAUUUUCUUUUUACUGACAAUAAAUAUUAGACUUUUCAUGGUGUUGUAUUUCAGCAGAUGUAGCUGUGUAUCAUAAAUACAGAUUGACUGAGUAAUUGGUUGGUAGGCUCAAGACCUUCAAUCCUUCGUGAGGGAGACAAGCUUUUUGUAUUAGGUGUCCUGCUCAAACUUGAGAUGCAUGUGCAUACUUCUAAGGAAAACACGAGCGUUCUUUCACCUGAGGUGUUGAAGCAGAUGUAGGCUGAAGAAUUACAUGGACUUGUAUGCAACAGUGGGUACACUCCUUGAAGCCAGAUGCGCGUGUUACGGAGGUGUGAGAACUUGUCUUUGAAACUUCCUGUUGCAGUGAUCCACAGUUCAGCAACCCGCAUGGAAACUUGGAUAACACAGGCGUGUGUGUGUGAGUGUGUGAAUGGAUGAAUGAAAGGCAAACUGUAUGUUGUGCGACUGAAACCUCCCGCCAAACACCCACAGCACACAGGAAAACCUCAAAGUGUCCAGGCAGCAACAAAUUGGCAAUGAAUUCAAUACGGCUUUCAUGAGUCUGAUCCUAUUUGGAAGAUGAUGUUUCCGAACAUCCCUCAGGCCCCAGAAUAAAUUUGGCAAACUGGUGAGUUUUACUCUUGGCAGCACCAGAAGAAAGUUAAUCCCUGCAGUUUAAACUAGGUCUCUUCUGAGCUAUGGGUGCCAGCUAUAACAUACAUUUACUCAAGAUGAUCUUUUUUCCCAUGCAAAGAUGUUUUGUGUUCACUGUGCACGUCCACCGACAUGUUAGUUUUCUGUUUUUACAACCUCUAUUCACAGAUUUGUUUUAAGAGAGUAUUUUAUUUGGCUUUUUUGGCUUUUAUUUUGAUAGGAUGGCUUGAAAGACAUGGAGGUGUGGGGGAGGAUAAGGCUAAUGGUCUUGGCCUUAUGUGGAACUUUUUAGUCUUCCUGACCACUCAAAGCACUUUUAAUUGACACAUUUACACCGUUUUGUGUCAGAGUUUUAAUAACAUUUUAAGGGUAAAUUCAAACAUUUUUUCUUUAUUGUUAUCAAUGCAUUUGAGUUCUGAAGGAACCAGUAAUUAUCCAGCGCUGGUCAGCUCCUAGUUCUGUUUCAGAGGGAGUAAUUUCAGUAGCUUGCCAGAGGACACAGGUGACCAACUCUACCACUGAACCACAGAACUGCCACUGAUCUAUCGACUACCAAACUGAUCUAAAUCAAUCAGCACAACUUGGGCUCAGAUCUGCAGAAUGCUGUGACUCUUAACACAAAAUUCGAUCAUCUGUUUCCAGCCAACAUCCCAUAAGUUGUUUCCAACGCCUCCUCAGGACAUUCCUGACAAAGCUUGCAUUUUUACAUUGUACAAAUCUGCACCCCGAUGAUCUUAUUUCAACAGCUGGAGUUCUGAAUCUUGACCUGCACAUGUAGGCGUGGCAUCAAAUCCAAACCAGACUGUGCAGCAUCCAAAGCGAAGACAAAAAUAACUCCUCGGCCUCUGCGUGACUUCUCUGAUGGUCGGCCAAACGAUCAGAAGACAAAGAAUUGCACAUUAUUGUGCCACUUUGACAAAGCAUGUUAUUGUUGGCUGUUUUUGGCUUCUAUUGAGGCAGUUUCACAAUCACAGAUCAGAUCUUAAAGGAAUGCACCAUUACUUGGAUUAAUAUAUUCUCCUUAUUUUUGUUGCAAACAAUGAGAAAAUCGAAAUGUGAGUGAUUUUAUUUUUUUAACACAGCUUUGUUGUUAUUGGUAUGAUCCCAAGCAGCUGGAUGAAUGCUUAUCUGAAAUCGGUCUGUAUCCAAAUGGCUCUUUAGUUUAAACAAACAAAGGUUAACUGCUGACUGUGCAGAAAAGGCAACAACAUGUUUUAUUGGUUCCUGCUUUAUAAUCAAGUCUGGUUUUAGAGAGGAUUUGGACUCAACAUUAACAUACAAGACAGUAUUUUUAUUAUCAUUUUCAUUUCUACUCAAAUGAGUUUUUUAACCCACAGAGAUUAAAUGAGUUUAAUCUCCACUGUCCUCAAAUGGACCGGAGUGUUUAAAUUAAAAGAUGGGAGCAGACAUGUUUUGUUUUGUUUUGUAACCACCUCAUUAUUAAAAUUUCACUUAAAUUACCUGAACUCCUCCAGAACUUCACAAGUUUUGAUUUUAGGAUGUUCACUGACAGAGGCAUGCUAGCGUAUAACAGUCAGGUUUCCUUAAAUAAAGUUUAACUUCUAACAUUGACACUAAUGAGGAUUGACAGAAAAGGACAAACAGUGAAGUAUCAUCAGCAUACAGUGAUACAUGAUGCUAUAUGUUUCGUAUAAGGUUAUUAUCGUAAAUAUUGACAAUAGUGAUAUUAUCAUAUUUUGUUCAAAGUAAAUGGAAUAGAUUUGGACAAAGGGCUUUUAUUACAGACAGAGGUCUUUAGUGUAACAUUGACUGCACUUUCUUAAAGCUUGCUUGAAGUCUUUUUUCAAACAUUUAACAACCUGCGACAACUUUUUAUUCACCUGCUGAUUACUAAUAUUCUGGCGACACAUGUUUAUGCUCUUCAGAUAUUAUCCUGAACAAAUUUUGCUACAAAUGGUGAAAAAAAGUAAAUUUUAGAAACAAUUCUGAUUAAGAAACCCCCCCUCUUUUGAUAAUCUGGAUAGAUGAAGCUGUUAUUUAGUGAGGAUGGAGAAGAUCAUUGUCAGGCGACACACACUGACUGUUGUUUGGAGGAAAAGUGGACAAGUUGCUUUUCCGUUACCUCAAAAGAACCCUCCGUUCAGCAUGAAUCCACUUGUUGUUAAAAUACCACACAAUGGGGGCGAUUUAUAGGCGAACAAGCAGGGGCAUGUCCAGACCCGAUGGACUCGGUUGGCCCUUUCCCAACACUCACACUGACUCUGCUGGUGUAAUAUUACAUAUGUGAACCCAAGAUAAACAAAACAGUUUUUACAUUUCAGUGUCUUGGUCAUGUAAACUUUACUGAUUCAUCUCAUAACGCUACAUUUACAGGUCGCUUGUUCAUACUAACGAUAUUCAAAUGGUAAAAGUCAGUUUAACUUCUUGUUUAUUGUGUUUCAGGUGACCCAAAGAUAACCACAACACCAAUCCCGACUCUAACAAGUAAGUCUGUCUAGUGCACCUGCAUGAAUAAAUGAAGGUCUGGUGUUUGUUGCAGUAACGUUGUCAUAACAGAGCAUGAAUAUUGCUGUACAUGGACUUUAGCCAAUGACUUCUGACACAGUAAAGCUUAUUCUAUAAAGCAUGUCUUCAUCAAACUGUUGAGGAGAAAAAAUGUUGUUGUUUUUGUCACAUAUGUAAUGAUGGCGGUCUGGUCUUUCAGAUGGUCACACGACUAUUUCACAAGAACCCAUCUUUACCGUCACAAUCAGUGAGUUCUGCGUUUGCAUGAUUCAGAUGAACAGUAAAAAAAAUCCAAAUUACUAAUUAACUAAUACGUCACUAGUGCUAAUGAUGUACCUGAAACACUGUUUGGAUAGUUUUUGAGGGUGAUCCUACAAUAAUGGUAACGGUAGCUUGAAGAAGUCAUAUUUUAGGGUUGCCGAAACACGCCAGUGAAGGUCGGACCAAGAGUUUUCUGGAGGUAGUAGUUUAUUAUUUGGAAGAUGCCCUAAAAACAAAAAAAUACUAAAAAAAAAGUAUGGGAUGAAAAUUAAAAUAUUGAAAGGCACUAAACUAACAGCGAAUUACAACUCACUAACAAUCUAAAGUCUUACUUUGCUAGAUUUGAAACAAGGCUCGACAGUGCGACCGUCGCAUCAAUUGCAUUUGCGACUGAAAAUAGAUGUGUGCGGAUUGUAAAAUGUGUUUAGGGACACAUGUGCGCAUAAAAAAACAUCAGGCGAGGCAACAAAUGUGUUUUCAUGUAAAUACCGCGGUGAAGUUAGUUUUAGGUUGGACAUCCGACAGAGAUUCACUGCGAAUCUACCAAUUUCUUCUCACUCUCCACAACCCGGAAUAGCAACAGCAGCGCGGUUAAAUCUACUCGGCACCCUCGCUGUCAAAGUCAGGUGUUGAAUAAGGGACCAUCAAUAAAUUACAGGUUGAUUUCCUUCAACAGCUUCCAUGACCAAUUGACUUAAAAUUGAUUUCAAAUAGUGGUACUAAGGUCGGACAAUAAGACACACCUCUUUGUUUCCCUAAUUUGUCCUCUAAAAAUGUUUGUGUUAAAUUUAAAGGCAAAUUUUGAACUUUUCCUUUAAUAGCUUCCAUGUCAUGUGACCGACUGACCUAAAAUUGAUUUCAAAUAAUAGUACUUAUGUCGUCCAAUAAGAAACACAUUAAUUGAUUAAUUUUCAUCCUGCCCCUAAAGUUCUUUGUGUGCUCCGUACUUUUUAAACUUCAGAGCACAUGUGAAAAAAGUUGGUGUCAAGUCCUGUGAAACCACAGGAAAUAGCGUUUGAUGGUCUGAUAUAUUUAAAAUGUCAAGUGUGUGUGUCUAAAAAGCCAAGGGACAGAAUGAGCACACUAACAAGCUGACGACUGCCGGGAUAAAAAGUAGAAGACAUCGAUCUGAAUCACAAGAAAAUAAAAGCCCUAAUCUUCACGUUACAAAGAACACAAAAACAGAAAUUUAGCCCAUAAAUACAUGUGAUGCAGAUGUCAAAUCAAAGGAAAUGGCUACUAAAAAUCGUGAUAUCAGUCUCAAACACGAUAACUGUGGUUAGAAUUUUUGUCCAAACAAAUGUUCAACAACUUAGCUAGUUUAAACGUGUGGUUUAGCGUGGACUACACCUUAUCUUAGGAAACAACUUACGCAUCCUGGUCUUGAAACCUCAUCUCAGUCUAUAAAGUAUUUUCCGAAGAAUUAGCGUUGAAGGUGUUAAGGCUGUUGUCAGUAUUGAUAUUUUUGCCCUAUUUUUUGUUAGCUCAUCCUGCUUUCCCUCUCUGGCCCAAAAGGUGUGUCACCCCUCUCUCUUAUAGCAGUGGUAUUUGGUAGUAGUAGUAGAGAUAGUGUGACUCUUAGCAUUAGAAGACUAAACAACACUGAAGUUAACAGUAUUAACAAACUAACACAUCAGCAUGCUUUCUUUUUGUUUUUUUAGAAAGAAAACCUUUCAGCACAGCUCACAGGCAGAAACUGUUUACAGCAGUAGUAGUGGGAGUAUCUGAGGAGAUGACACCAGCAGUAGUACUUGCGGUCAUGAUCUCCGCGGUAUCGAAAAAUAUAUUUGUGUUUUCUUAUCAGCAGCAGCCUCCACCUCCAGCCUGCAGAUGACUCAGACUAUUAUACCCCCAACUACAGUGACUGCAGGAGCAAACAGCACAGAGCCCACUUCCCUCAUGUCAGAUCAAUCACAGGGUAAAUAUUUAACAGUCACACUUACUACGCUCGCCUUUGACUGAUGUGGAUCAGUUUUGAUGGUUUUUAUCGGCAGAUUAGCAGGAACUGGAUCUGGGUUUGGAUGAAUAAAACAAAGAAAAAUCGCUGUAUGUGAUUUUAUUCUGUCUUGAUUAAUGAAGUUGACUUGUGUCAGCUAUAUAAAUAUUACAGAAUUUAUGAUUUUUUUGUCGUUUAUUUGAAAUAACAAAAAGAGAAGAAAAAAAUGGAAAAGUAAAGAGCAAAUAGAAACCAUAAUGUUAUGUAUUAAAUGCAGUACAAUUUUAUGUUUCAUGUUAUAAUAACAGUAAUAAUGAUACUUUUAUCAAUGAGAUAAAAUAUAAAAGCAAAGCAGCUCACAGGUGUAGUUAUAGAAAGCCACAAACUGACAAAUAUGUCUAAUUUAAAGCCAAACAAUAUGUACAGAGCCCCUCUGGUGACAUUAGAGAAAAAAAAAACGUAUUAGUGGUGACGAGUUUGUAUCUCAUGGCCAGUAUCUCUUGCUCUUGUAUUACAACUUGCAGACGGUCCCUGCACACUUGCCCGUCUACCAGCUGCGCAUAGAGAUCAAUAUUAUUCAUCCAGCUUGAAGAACGGUUUGUUUUUGUAAUAAGUCGAUUUUUGAUUCUUGUAGCUUGUAGUCUAUGCAACUACAAUGAUCUUUCAUUGAUCCCAGAAGUCUGAAUCUGUGAAUAUCUUAUCAACUUUACCGAACUCUGUGAAAGUAAACUUGAUUAGUCCCUCAGAUCGACACCUGCAUUGACUCAAGUGCACAGGGACAGAGGAUGACGUGAAGCCGGACAUGUCAGUGUUGGUAAUGCUGAAUGAAUGAGGGGAGGUUUAGUGUCCUGGAUAGGUGGGCGGCUGAGGCGUCAGGGUCCAGAGCUGCAAGAAUCAAACAAACUUCCUCUAAAUCCCCCCGGCAGAUCCCGCUACUUAAGUUGAAUUAUCUCCAAAGUCACCAGAGGGGCUCCGUAAAUUUGUUAUAUAGAAAAAAUCCAAAAAUUUAGUUUUCUUUUUCAUUCUAUUGACAUGAUGCUUAUAUGGCACCUCAGACCCCCUAUUGAUACUACUACGAUUUUGUUUCACAUGAGUUUGUGGAAACAUGGAAAUGUUGACCCAAAAAGUCCCCAGAACAAAGCCUUGGGGAACCCCACAUGUCACAUUCACGUACGGUCAAUGACUCAGAGCCAGGUACCAUAAAACACUUCCCAGUUUUCUAGUUCGUCAAAUGCAGCAUUGAGAUCCGUCCGUACCAAGACUGAAACUUGUCUACUUCUCUGAAAAGCUGAAUUGUGAUCUCGACUCAAAAUGCCACAACAGUUCAAGCAACAGCUGAACAAUCAAACCUUUUUUUUCUUUCAGUUACUUUUUGUAUUUUCUCUGUAAAGGUAGUUAAUCUGUACUGGUGUGUUUUAUCAACAUUUACAUUUUUCUUUUUUUUGAAACCUCUAUAAUGAGUAAGUUGGACACAUAUAUUAAAGCGGCUCACUAAGGCGGACUUUGGACCCGUGCAGUUCCCUGAAGUCCCCUGAGGGCAUGAGUUAACAGAAACCAAACUGGUCUCAUCUGGUUCUCUGUUGCUGAUGUCUGUGGGAACCAGUUGUUUAUGAAUUUGAUCCAGUUGAAAACCCCCAAACACUGUCUGACUUUUGAAAACCUUAUAUUCAUCAUCGUUUCUCUCCUCAGGGACGGUAGAGUUUGGGACAGGAACAACAGAGGGCAAGACAACAUCAACCUCAACCACUGCUGGGCCUUCCAACAACAGCACGCAUAAUACCCAUGUGUUGAAUGGUAAACUCAAAUUUCCACAUUAUCAAUGAAGAUAACAGGAAAAUACAAAUUGACAUUUUAUUAAAGAUAUUUUUCUUUAUUGACAGAACAAAGCAGUGGGACAGCCGCCGGGGUAACCUUUGCUGCUCUGGCAAUCAUCUGUGGUUUGGUCGGAUUAAGCGUCUGGUGUUUUAAGAGGUAAACUGGAACUAUCAGCACAUUUUAAUAUUUGUACUUAUAGAACGGUGUCACACAGCACUUCUAUUGUUUCUAUUUAUUUUCCUUUAUUUUUAAAGGAGGUCACAGAGCAACAGAGCGCUGCCCCCCACAGAAGAAGAGACACCCAUGAACGUGGUUCAGUCUCAGUAGGUGAUGGAGUGUUUGUUCUGAUCGUGGAGAUCUCCUGGGAAUAUCUCCACUCUGUGAGGAUCCGGUUGUUUCCUGCGCUCGGGACCUGUGACUGCAUGAUUGACCUGUUUGAUGUUCUGUGAACAUAACCAGUGAACACGCUUUCUGAGACCUCAAGACUCUUUUAAUAGGAAUCAAUUUCCUUACAUAUGAUAAGGAGAAAUGGGGACGAAGGGAGGAUGACGUCCAGAAGACAACAGAUGUUGGGUUCAAAGCCUGAUCCUGCCAAAAGGACUUGGCCUCGAUGGUGCAGGCUGUGUGGCAUGAGCUACCGGACCACAAGACUCGAACCAUAAUGGUCUUAAUUUUGGUGAUUGACCUGGUGUUUAAUCAAAGCUUGACUGAUUUUUGGAAGUUGAAGGCUAUUAAAUUAAUUUUAUUCAGUACAAAGUCAAUAUUGAGUCGACAUUCAAACUGAACAGCUCAAUUAGCAGAAUAAGUUUACAGUACCUAUUCAGGAAUUUUGGUUUUAUCUGUAUUUCUCAGUGUCAACCUUUCCUGCAUUUUAAUUCUUCGUACCAGAGUUUCUUUUUUUUAUUGUUUGUAAGUAUUAAAAACACAUUUACAAUCUGCACUU